Messenger RNA from Drosophila navojoa, 2381 nucleotides. RefSeq names its product homeobox protein BarH2 (gene B-H2). The record is from RefSeq and is a predicted model, not a curated record. Gene Ontology annotation, biological process: regulation of DNA-templated transcription. Lineage: Eukaryota; Metazoa; Arthropoda; Insecta; Diptera; Drosophilidae. Gene Ontology annotation, molecular function: DNA binding; DNA-binding transcription factor activity, RNA polymerase II-specific.
UUGGCUCAGUUUCGGUUGAAAGCCAAAGGCGAGCGGUUCUCUCACGGCUUUUGCUGAGCUCGUCUCGUCUCGUCUCGCCGUUUCACGUCUCGUCUCGUUUCGUUUCGUUUCGGUUCUUGUGCCACACAGAAAGAACAGCGGACAAACUUAUAGCGCGCUGAUAGAAAAGACGCGAGUGCCAAGCACAAAUAAACAUAAAAAGCGCCGUUAUUCGUGAAUAUCUUGCCAAUUGUAUUAUUUUUUUUAUUGUUAUUGUUAUUUGAAUAUUGGUUUGUGCCGUCGGCAAAGCUCAGUGGGGGAGCGAGACAAGUGAAGGAGUCGGCGCCACCACAUGACCACAAUGCCACCGGAAAUGUCCACAACUACGGCAGCCGUUGGGGACACACCGGGCACCCUUACGACCUCGCCCUCGGCCACGCAGGCGCCGCGCUCCCGCUUCAUGAUCACCGACAUAUUGGCCGGCAGUGCCGCUGCGGCUGCCGCUGCUGCUGCCGCCGCUGCUGCCAUGGCGGCCGCCGCCGGACGCGGCUCGGCCAGCCCGCCCGAGGAUUGCUACGCGCCGUCGCCCAUUCGUGAUGGACAGCAACAGCAUCAGCAGCACCAGCAGCAGGCGCAGCAGACGCAGCAGCAAGUCCAGCAGCAGGCGGCACUGCAGCACUACUUGGCCCAGCAGCAGCAGCUGCUGCGCUUCGAGCGCGAGCGUGAGCGCGAUCGUGAGCGGGAGCGGGAACGGGAACGUGAGCGGGAGAGGGAGCGAGAGCAGUACCAUCAUGUGGCGCCACUGCUGGCCCACUUCCCGCCCAGCCACUAUGCGGUGCUGCAGCAGCAGCAGCAGCAUCCACACGCCCAUCUACAUCGCUUCGCCAGGCAGGCGGGACGCGAAAACUCGCCACCGCUGACCAAGGAUUGCCACACAGCAGCCCCAUGGAAUACGCUACAGCCUCUAAAUCCGCACACACAUCCGCAACAUCCGCUUGCCCAUCAUCCGCAUCCACAUCCGCAUGCUCAUCCGCAUCCACAUCACCAUCAGCUGCAGCUGGAACGGGAACGCCUCGAGGCGUUGCAUCGUCAUGGCGCCAAUGUACCGCUUGGCGGCGCCGGCGGCCUUGUCGAUGGCCAAGAUGAGCGAUCGCGUUCGCCCCUUGUGCUCCAUUCGCUGGACGGCGGCGGUGGCGGCGGCGGCAACAGCAGCAGCAACAACAACAAUAAUAGCAGCAGCAGCAACAACAACAACAUCAGCGGCAGCAGCAACAACAACAUCAACAACAACAGCGGGAACACAAGCGGCAUGCUGCUGGGCGGCACGGGCAGCAGCAUCAGCGGCGAUCAGGCGAGCACCAUCGAUGACAGCGACAGCGACGACUGCGGCGGCAAAGACGAUGACGGCGAGGAUAGCAUGAAGAAUGGCAACAGCAGCGCCAAUGGGGACUCCCAUUUGGGGCUCAGCCUGAGCAAGAAGCAGCGCAAGGCGCGCACCGCCUUCACCGACCAUCAGCUGCAGACGCUGGAGAAGUCCUUCGAGCGGCAGAAGUAUCUCAGCGUGCAGGAUCGCAUGGAGCUGGCCAACAAGCUGGAGCUGAGCGACUGCCAGGUGAAGACCUGGUAUCAGAAUCGCAGAACCAAGUGGAAGCGCCAAACCGCCGUGGGCCUGGAGCUGCUCGCCGAGGCCGGCAACUACGCGGCCUUUCAGCGGCUCUACGGCAGCGCCACGCCCUAUUUGAGCGCCUGGCCGUACGCAGCCGCCGCCGCGGCCCAGACGCCACACGGCGCCCCGCCCUCGGCCAUCGACAUCUACUACCGGCAGGCGGCGGCCGCCGCUGCGCUGCAGAAGCCGGCGCUGCCCGCCACCUACAUGUACCCCAGCCGCAUGCCGCCGGGCAUGGGGCUGCCGGGCAUGCCGCCGCCGCCGGGAGCCGCGCCCAUGCUGGGCGGCUACUAUGCGCCGCCGCUGGCGCCGCGCGAGCGCUCGCCGGCGACCAGCCAGAGCGCAAACAGCGAGGCCGACUACGAGCGCAGCAGCAGCAGUCGGCAGCGCUUGCUGACGCCGAGUCCGCCCCUCAAUCCGGGCAGCCCGCCGCCGCGCCGCGAUCACGGCCCAGCCGAGGAGGCGCCACUGGCGUCGGCCGCCAAGACGCCGCCGCUGGAGGCGGAGCGCGGGGAGCUGACGACGCUGACGGCGCUGCCAGCGGUCGACGUCGACGAGGACGAAGAGGACGAGGAGCUGGCGCUCGAGGUGUGAGCCAGAGCAGCGGCCGCAGCAGCAAGGCUGGAUCUCAGAGGGCGACUACGAAAUGUCUCGCAACAAAUAUGAAGUAGAUCUAUAAAUAAUAUACUAUAUAUAAAUAAUAUAUAUGCAUGUAGUCGUAGUGUAUUUUUUUUUU